Klebsormidium nitens is the source of this 1279-nucleotide messenger RNA. The record is from the annotation of a GenBank genome assembly. Lineage: Eukaryota; Viridiplantae; Streptophyta; Klebsormidiophyceae; Klebsormidiales; Klebsormidiaceae.
GUCUUUGUCAUCAGCAAAUUCUUCGAUAGAAUUUGUCAGCUGCCUUGAAGUUGGUGUAGUUUUGGUCGAACAAGAGCGCGUGCAAGCGGCUGCAGGUGGCAGUUGUGCAUGCUUGGAGGGCUAUCAGACAGGAGUGGACUGCUGAAGAGCCUCGCAGACUCGUACGUUGGGGCUGCCCAUCGCUGCAUUCUUACGCUCACCGAUUUGACACAGUCUGUUUGUCAUGGCGUCCACUGCAGCCUGCCAGAGCCUGCUGCCUGCUCUGUCUGGCACGCAGCCGCGCUCCCCUGCUGUGGCCGCCCUCCGCCCUGAUCCCUGCUGCCAGCUCCCGUGCAAUGCUGCAUCAUGGCACAGCAACCGGGUGCGGCAUAGGCUGCAGACGCAGGCACGGAUUGCGACUGUGAGCUGCGCGCCGCCCGCCGCGGCAGCAUUGUCCUCCUUGUCCUCGCUCAGUGCUCCGUCCCACCUAGCAGCCCUGAGCCACGGGCCCUGUUUAUCCCCACGCAGCGGCACGCCCUCGGGGCGGCAGAUAGAGGCGCGGCGGCGCGAGGAGGGCAUUGAGCCGGCGCAGCGCGUGGUGGCGGGGCUGGCGUACCUGCUGCCGCUGCUGGACGGCAUUCGCUACGGGCGCUUCCUCUUCCAGCAGUACCCCUUCACGGAGGUCGUGCUGCAGCCCAUCCUGCCGCUGGUGCAGCUGUACAACAGCGUGCCCUUCUCCUCCCUCGUCGCCUUCUUCGCGCUGUACCUGCUGGUGGUGAACAACCCGCGGUACUCGCGCUACGUGCGCUUCAACUGCUACCAGGCCAUCCUGCUGGACAUCCUGCUCAUCCUGCCUGGCCUCGUGGAGCGCAGCUUCAGCCCCUCCGGUGGCGCGGGCCUCGAGGCGCUCAUCCUGUUCUACAACACCGUCUUCCUCUUCAUCUUUUCGUGCUUUGCCUUCGGCUCCAUCUCCUGCCUCCUUGGCAAGGAGCCCCGCCUGCCGGUUGUGGCAGAUGCGGCGGAUGCGCAAGUGCCAUUCUAAGGGGGGAUAUAUGAUAACCGGGGAGAUGCACACAGGUCCAACUUACAGUUGAGCAGUUGAAGCAUCGAGAAAGACCACUCUUUUUAUGUUUCACUCGGAAGGCACGGAUCGCAUUGUCACCCAUAGACAACGCGGAUUCAGUAUUCUCAUGCAAAUGUGUGAAGCACAGUUGACGCUCAACUGGGCUGUAGCACGGCUUUCACUCUCUGGCAAGGCCCUGCAAUUGCGGUGUUGGAAAACAUUGAAGAUAAACGAGCA